GCCAGGGGCGCUGUGGCGCGUGCGCGGCGGCGGGACGUAGGGCGCCGCCCCGUCCCAGCAUGCUGUGCGGGUAAACAGACAUGGCGGGCGAGGGGGACCCGCAGGACGCUGCGCACGACAUGGGCAACCACCUGCCGCUGCUGCCUGCAGAGAACGAGGAGGAAGAUGAACUUGAAAUGGAAGUGGAAGACCAGGAUAGCAAAGAAGCCAAAAAACCAAGUGUCAUAAACUUUGACACCAGUCUGCCAACAUCGCACACGUACCUGGGGGCCGACAUGGAGGAGUUCCACGGCCGGACCCUGCACGACGACGACAGCUGCCAGGUGAUCCCGGUGCUGCCGCAGGUGGCGAUGAUCCUCAUCCCGGGGCAGACGCUGCCCCUGCAGCUCUUCAGCCCGCAGGAGGUCAGCAUGGUGCGCAACCUGAUCCAGAAGGACCGGACCUUCGCCGUGCUCGCGCACAGCAACGCACAGGAGAGGGAGGCGCAGUUCGGAACCACCGCGGAGAUCUACGCCUACCGGGAAGAGCAGGAUUUUGGAAUCGAGGUGGUGAAAGUGAAAGCGGUCGGGAGACAGAGGUUCAAGGUCCUGGAGCUGCGAACACAGUCGGAUGGAAUCCAGCAGGCGAAGGUGCAGAUCCUGCCCGAGUGCGUGCUGCCCUCCACCAUGGCCGCCGUGCAGCUGGAGUCCCUCAACAAGUGCCGGAUGGUGCCGGCCACGCCCGCCUCCCGGGAGGACCGGCGCUCACACACGUGGUGGCAGAAGUACCAGAAGAGAAAAUUUCAUUGUGCAAAUCUGACCUCGUGGCCCCGCUGGCUGUAUUCCUUGUAUGACGCGGAAACGUUAAUGGACAGAAUCAAGCAGCAGCUGCGGGAAUGGGACGAAAACCUGAAAGAUGACUCUCUCCCUUCAAAUCCAAUAGAUUUUUCUUACAGAGUAGCUGCUUGUCUCCCCAUCGACGACGUGCUGAGGAUCCAGCUGCUGAAGAUCGGCAGUGCUGUCCAGCGGCUGCGCUGCGAACUGGACAUCAUGAACAAGUGUACGUCUCUGUGCUGUAAACAAUGUCAGGAAACAAAAAUAACAACCAAAAAUGAAAUAUUCAGCUUGUCCCUGUGUGGGCCCAUGGCGGCCUAUGUGAACCCCCACGGGUACGUGCACGAGACGCUGACUGUGUACAAGGCCUCCAACCUGAACCUGAUAGGCCGGCCGUCCACGCAGCACAGCUGGUUUCCUGGGUUUGCCUGGACGGUCGCCCAGUGCAGGGUCUGUGCCAGCCACAUCGGAUGGAAAUUCACAGCCACCAAAAAGGACAUGUUACCUCAGAAAUUUUGGGGUUUGACUCGCUCUGCUCUGCUGCCCACAAUCCCGGACACCGAGGACGAGCUGAGCCCUGAGAAAGUCGUGCUCUGCUUGUAAACAUGGUAGGGCCCCAGGCACUUCACAAGCUGUGGCCCAGGCAGUCCCCCGUGGGAACGCCCGCUACUGGCUCCCCAGCACAGCGGCCCGGGAGGGGCAGCCUCAGCCACAGGGCUUCGGAGGUUUAGCCUCAACUGCCCUGUGGGCGAGGGAGAGCCACCAGGACACUUGGUUUCCAGGGACGCCCACCUCCACAGGGUGUGCCAGCGCCCUGUGCAACCUGGGGUCAGGCAGCUCGUCACGGAUAGACACCGUCCCGCCCAGAGCACGUGACACUGCUGGAGGGCGGCCCUGUGAGGCCACAUGCAGGGCGGCGUGGGGUCCGUGCUCCUGAGGGCCACGCUCAGGCACCUGGUCCCAGCUGAGGGGCGAGGCAGUGGUGGGGCUUCAGAGCCCUUUACAGGCCUGUGUUCCUCUCAACUUCUCGUGUCUCUGAUAAUAUUUGUAAAUAUUAGAGUUGAAAGAGGCAGCUUGAGCCCCAAAAUAGUUUUCAUUUUCUCGCGUGUUUGUUAGUAAAAACCCAGUAUUGUGUGCAUUUGCUCAGUGUCUGAACCGUGACACCGCUGGUUCUGCUCCCAGUGCAAUCGGGACCUCGACCACAGACCAUGGGAGCAGAUGCUCAAGUGCGUCCCCUCCGGGAGGCCAGACGCUGUCUUCUUAGGCUGUUUUGUUCAGGGUCAAUUGAAAAAACCUCUAAGUAAAUUUUAAGAGCAAAACUAAAACAUGUUCUCUGUUUAAGUGAUGUGAAGCGCCUACGCGAGCAGAUGGCGUAGGUGUAAGAAGUAACGGAGACGACGUUCUCGCUACGCUGUUCGCCACUACCUCUGCUUGUACACGGGGGCUCACUGGGUGUCUCCCAUCGGUGUGAGCUGUGGUGGUCUUGCUAGUCCUUUGCAGCUUCACCUAAUUCACUGGGGAAAUUCAACUGAGGGUAAAAUGUGAGGCCAAAACCGACUUGUCUUUUACCAAACGUGCACCGUGCGGACUGCCUCGCCCACAGACACCAGCGACCACCCUGCACGUGCCACCUCGUUCCAAACUCCACACUGUUGUCCCCACCCUUUCGUGUGGCCCCGAUGACCGCCAGGACCGGUGUCUGCCCGUCGCUCUGCACACCGUGCUGAGGCUAAACCAGUGAGGGUGGGACAUGGCUCUGACAUCGGCCCCUGAAGGUGUCAUCUCAGAAUGUUCCAUAUUGCUCACUGAGACUUGCAAAUAAAACUCUAAUUAAAGUAAA
Messenger RNA from Myotis daubentonii (Daubenton's bat), 2652 nucleotides. It is a transcript of the gene CRBN, whose product is annotated as cereblon. NCBI's taxonomy places the organism in Eukaryota, Metazoa, Chordata, Mammalia, Chiroptera, Vespertilionidae. Gene Ontology annotation, biological process: protein ubiquitination. Gene Ontology annotation, cellular component: Cul4A-RING E3 ubiquitin ligase complex. The record is from RefSeq and is a predicted model, not a curated record.